Paramecium sonneborni is the source of this 1655-nucleotide messenger RNA. The record is from the annotation of a GenBank genome assembly. Lineage: Eukaryota; Ciliophora; Oligohymenophorea; Peniculida; Parameciidae.
GAUCCUUAUUGCUGCAUCGAUGCAUAUAAGAGAGCAUCGUUCAUUCUCACUCAGAACUUCAUCAAUGCACAUUAGAGAUGAGGAUCCUAAAGAUGUGGUAAAGAGCAGUAUUUGUGGAGUUAUGAUGGGUGUGUUAUUUAUGAUAAUAUUUGCUAUAAUAGGAAUAGUGGGCACAUUCACAAGUAUAGGAAAAGACUCAGAUUACAUAUGGAUGUUAGUAGUAUUAUCUUUUACAUAUAUUCUAUUUAUUCCUUACUUCAUACUAAUUCUCAAAGACUUAAGGAAGAUAUCAGCUGAGUUAGAAAAACAUUAGGAUGAAUCGGUUGUAAUGAAUCCAUUUGCAUUUGCAUCUGGCAUGAAUACCAUUAAUGCAAUCACAAACAAUGAAAAAUAUAACCCUUUUAGACUGUUAAAUAUUUAGUUCUCCAUAAUUACAUUAAUACUUAGUGCAUACUUAAUUAAUUCAAAAAUAGUAAUAGGAUCAUUGUUAGCUAUUGUUAAUUAUAUUAUUGCAGCAACUAUUAUAAUUUAUGCUUGUAGAAAAUGUUGGUUGGGUUGUUGCAACAUAAGAGUAGUUACAAAAAAACCUAAACGAUAUCAUUAUUAUCGCUAUCCUUGUAAUCAAUUCACUCUAUCUUUUAGCACCAAUUGUCGUCCAGAAAACUACUUUUCUUUUUGGAGUUUUCUUACUUCUAUUUUAUAUUAUCAAAGCUAUUUUGUAUAUAAUAUUUCUAAGUAUUCAAAAAGAAAACUACAAAUUCACAUUGCUAACUAGUUUCUUCUAUUCAUUUAUUAUUUGCACUUAAAUUAUCUAUGUCCUUUAUCUAAUUAAAAAAAUUAACAUAACUCUCUAUUCUAAGAAAUAUUUCAAAUGCUAUAUGACAUUGUUUCAAUCCUUAUACCUUUCAUAUACUACUUAAAAUUGCAUUUUAAAAGGACUUUACUUUUUUUCACUCUUUUGUACUUACAUUGCUUUCUUUCUAGAAAAACCUUAUAAAACAAUCACCAAAGAUACAUUAUUUGGAAUUCAUUAAUUUUGUUCAUAUGAACAUUUCAUAUACCUAUUUACAAUUGUCUAAUUAAUUUACUUCUUCCUCUUUCGAAGUUAUUGUGUCAAUAAAGAAGAAGAAUAAAUAUAAGUAUUUGAUUUUAAUUUAGCUUAACCAUAAGAAUAAAGAUUGUAAUGGGUUUAAAAUAAUCAUUAAGAUCAUCCCAUUUAUAAAUAAAAUUCAUCAAAUAAUUUCUACUAAAUACAUGAUUUAGAAGCUCUUUAAGAAAUAUAUGAUAAUAUAGUUUUUUAAAAUUCUCUAUUAGAAUUAAAAGUCAAACCAAAAAGUGGUCAAUUAAUAUCAUUAUCUCAAUGGAUAGAAGAUAAAAAGUUUCAAUUUCAAUUAGAAGGUAAAAAAGUUGAAGAAGAUUAUUUCAUUAACCUUAAAUAAUUUAUAGAAUAGAAUGUUGGUUAAAAAAAAGAUAAUCAAGACAAAUUAAAAUAAGAUCAAGAACGAAUGGAUUGCGCUAUUUGCUUAUAAAAUUUAGAUUCUAAAGAAAAUAUCACAUAACUUGAAUGUCAUUUUACCCAUAGAUUCCAUACAGAAUGCAUUGUUAGAUGGAUUCAUGCAGUUCAUAAAUGUCCAUUAUGCAAUUAGCCCACUUGA